AUGCUCAAGGAAUUGAACGAAGCAGGGAAGAGAAUAGGACUGCGAAUAAACAGAAAGAAGACACAGUUCAUGAAGAAUGCCUACUGCGAGGACGAAGGAGUACAACUUGAAGGCUUCCAAAUCGUGGAAACUUCGUCAUACGUAUACCUCGGACGUUCUAUGAACAUGGAAAACGACUUGAAGGAAGAACUGAAUAGAAGAAUGAGAGCAGCAUGGGCAGCAUUCGCAGCCAUCAGGGAAGCUACAGACCUACUGACGGACCAAGAUCUUCGUGCCCAUCUGUUCGACUCGACAGUUCUUCCAGCGCUCUGUUACGCAGCGGAGACGUGGGCAGACACCGCGGCCACGUCUAGGAAGCUACUUACUACCCACAGAGCCCUUGAGAGGCCUUCUGAAGUUUAA
Molecule: messenger RNA, 402 nt
Organism: Necator americanus (New World hookworm)
Lineage: Eukaryota; Metazoa; Nematoda; Chromadorea; Rhabditida; Ancylostomatidae
Exons: 1
Coding region: 1-402 (133 amino acids)
Source: RefSeq, a predicted model, not a curated record